AUGGCAGACUCAGUUUCUGAAUAUGUGACUCUAGUCUCACAUGAUGAUUAUGAAUUCAUCGUCUCACGCAGUGCAGCUUGCAUUUCGGGCACCAUUCGACGCAUGCUGGACCCUUCGAGCAAAUUCUCUGAGGGUCUAACCGGCCGCUGUAAGCUGGAUGACAUGUCCGGCAUCGUCCUCGAGAAAGUCUGCGAAUAUCUAUGCUAUAACGAGAAGAACAAGGAUCAGACCAACGUCCCAGAUAUGGACAUCCCACCUGAGCUGUGCUUGGAACUCUUGAUGGCUGCCGAUUACUUGGACACUUGA
Penicillium olsonii is the source of this 306-nucleotide messenger RNA. The record is from the annotation of a GenBank genome assembly. NCBI's taxonomy places the organism in Eukaryota, Fungi, Ascomycota, Eurotiomycetes, Eurotiales, Aspergillaceae.